Messenger RNA from Rhinolophus ferrumequinum (greater horseshoe bat), 3691 nucleotides. It is a transcript of the gene BHLHE41, whose product is annotated as basic helix-loop-helix family member e41. Lineage: Eukaryota; Metazoa; Chordata; Mammalia; Chiroptera; Rhinolophidae. Gene Ontology annotation, molecular function: DNA-binding transcription factor activity, RNA polymerase II-specific; protein dimerization activity; RNA polymerase II cis-regulatory region sequence-specific DNA binding. Gene Ontology annotation, cellular component: nucleus. Bases 342 to 1775 code for a protein of 477 amino acids. The record is from RefSeq and is a predicted model, not a curated record. The transcript has 5 exons. Gene Ontology annotation, biological process: regulation of neurogenesis; regulation of transcription by RNA polymerase II; circadian regulation of gene expression.
CCCCUCCGGGCUGGACCGCGGAUGGUACGUUCCGCACGUGAGCUGGGUGCUGGUCUGGCCGGCGACGCGCGUGCCCUGUGGCCAAACACUGCCCGGAGUGAGAGCAAACUACCAGCGCAGUGGGGCUGGCGCGAGUGUGCGUGCGUGUGUGUGCGUGUGUGUGCGAGAAAGCGAGCGCGGUGGGAGGGGGGGACCAACUGCUUCACACUUUCAACACUGCACUGAAGAGGGAGAGACUGGAGACGCACAGAUUCCCCCCAAGAUCUCCCAAAGCUACCGUCCCACAGAUUUUAGAACAGAACCCCAAAAAUCGAAACAGAGGAAACGGACAGCGGUUGAACAUGGACGAAGGAAUUCCUCAUUUGCAAGAGAGACAGUUACUGGAACACAGAGAUUUUAUAGGACUGGACUAUUCUUCUUUGUAUAUGUGCAAACCCAAAAGGAGCAUGAAGCGAGAUGAUAGCAAGGAUACCUACAAAUUACCGCACAGAUUAAUAGAAAAGAAAAGAAGAGACCGAAUUAAUGAAUGCAUUGCUCAGCUGAAAGAUUUAUUGCCUGAACAUCUGAAGUUGACAACUCUGGGGCAUCUGGAGAAAGCGGUAGUCUUGGAAUUAACUUUGAAACACUUAAAAGCUUUAACAGCCUUAACCGAGCAGCAGCAUCAGAAGAUAAUUGCUUUACAGAAUGGGGAGCGAUCUCUGAAAUCGCCCAUUCAGUCAGAAUUGGAUGUGUUCCACUCGGGAUUUCAAACAUGCGCCAAAGAAGUCUUGCAAUACCUCUCCCGGUUUGAGAGCUGGACGCCCAGGGAGCCGCGGUGUGUCCAGCUUAUCAACCACUUGCACGCUGUGGCCACUCAGUUCUUGCCUACCCCCCAGCUGUUGACUCAACAGGUCCCUCUGAGCAAAGGCACGGGCGCGCCCUCCGCCGCGGCCCCCACUGGGUCCGCGGCCGCCCCCUGCCUGGAGCGCGCUGGGCAGAAGCUGGAGCCCCUCGCCCACUGCGUGCCGGUCAUUCAGCGGACUCAGCCCAGCGCGGAGCUCACCGCCGAGAACGACACGGACACUGACAGCGGCUACGGCGGCGAGGCCGAGGCCCGGCCGGACCGCGAGAAGGGCAAAGGUGCGGGGGCGAACCGCGUCACCAUCAAGCAGGAGCCCCCCGGGGAGGACUCGCCGGCGCCCAAGAGGAUGAGGCUGGAUUCCCGAGGAGGCCCAGGGGGUGGCGCGGCGGCGGCGGCCGCCGCACUCCUGGGGCCCGACCCCGCUGCCGCGGCCGCUCUGCUGAGACCAGACGCUGCCCUGCUCAGUUCGCUGGUGGCGUUUGGCGGAGGCGCGCCCUUUGCGCAGCCGGCGGCCGCCGCGGCCCCCUUCUGCCUGCCGUUCUACUUCCUCUCGCCUUCGGCGGCCGCCGCCUACGUGCAGCCCUUCCUGGACAAAAGCGGCCUGGAGAAGUACCUGUACCCGGCGGCGGCCGCCGCCCCAUUCCCGCUGCUGUACCCCGGCAUCCCCGCCCCGGCUGCCGCCGCCGCCGCCGCAGCCGCCGCCGCCGCCGCCUUCCCUUGCCUGUCCUCUGUGUUGUCGCCCCCUCCCGAGAAGGCUGGCUCCGCCGCCGCCGCCGCGACCCUCCUGCCGCACGAGGUGGCGCCCCCUGGGGCACUGCACCCGCCUCUCCCGCACGGCCGCACCCACCUUCCCUUCGCCGGCCCCCGUGAGCACGCGAACCCGGAGAGUUCUGCUCAGGAAGAUGCCUUGCAGCCAGGAAAGGAAACCCCCUGAAUCCUUGCGCCCCUUUCUUAGGAGGAAGGUUCACGAGGAAUAAUAUUAAUAAAAUACCCUUAACGUUUUUUAAGGGGGGAAGUGUAAUAGAUGCACGACAGGCUUUAAAAAAAAAACAAAACAAAACAGGUGUUUUGUGUACAUUUGGAGUUCCUGUUUUGCUCAUCCCUCACCACCCCAACCUCCAACACACUAGCAUCCCUUUCUUCCCACACCAGCUGUAAAAGAACCUCCGCGCUAGAUAUUGAUGUUUUUUCUUUAAAGAGCUCCCCAAAAUAAGUUUUGCCGUCCUUUAGGCCAUGUUCCAUUAUCUUUUAAAAUGCAGAACCUAAUUCUCGAGGAAGUAAGAAGGCUCUGGUCUGUGGGUGAGCUAAUUGAACCAGGGUAGAGGAAAGGUGGCGGAGGAGUUGACAUCGAACAGCAGGUCAAGUCAAUGACUCAGAGCUGUCCUGCCUGCUUCAGGAGGCUUUCCUCGAACAGAAUGAGGAUCUUUCAGAAUUGAAUUUACUCUUCAGUAUUUUAUAAUGUUGAGCUCUUUAAAAGGCCUAUGUUUUUCAGAGGAAGAGAGGAUGCAGUGGCUCACGUUGCAACCUAUUCUGAAGUGGUUUGAAUGGUAUCUCUUAGUUGCACUUGUUUAAAGAGACACGGAGUUAGGCCCUCAUCAGAACUAAGUGGAGGAAGGAAAUGGAUGAGGAAGGCCAGAAUAAUUCUUAGUACAUUUGCUGGCACUUUAUUGAGAAAUUGACCAUGAAUCAAUUUCAUUACAUAUAUAUAUAUAUAUGUUAUAUAUGUAUGUAUGUAUUGCAUCUAUUCCCACCCUGCCAUUUAAUCCUCAUGUUCCUACGUUUUUAUAAUCUUGCUGUAAAAAACAUAAAGAAUGUGCACUGAACUUAAAAAAAGAAAACAAGUCCAAACUGAUUUAUCCUACAUUCUGUUAAAUCACAAAAGUGGAGGAAAGCAUUACUCAGUUUUGAUUGGAAAUUCUGUAAAGAUGUGGAAUGAAGCCCUGCGAGGCCUUCCCAUCUCCAAGUCUGUGUAUUUUCUGGAGACCAAAACAGAUACGAGAUAAUCACAAAGAAAGCUUUUUUUUUUUUUUUUAAAUAAGGCUUAAACCAAGACCUUGUCUAGAUAUUUUUAGUUUGUUGCCAAGGUAGCACUGUGAGAAAUCUCACUUGAAUGUUAUGUAAGGGGUGAGACACAACAGUCUGACUAUGAGUGAAGAAAAUAUCUGGGUCUUUUAGUCAGUUUGGUGCAUUUGCUGCUGCUGUUGCUACUGUUUGCCUCAAACGCUGUGUUUAAACAACGUUAAACUCUUAGCCUACAAGGUGGCUCUUAUGUACAUAGUUGUUAAUACAUCCAAUUAAUGAUGUCUGACAUGCUAUUUUUGUAGGGAGAAAAUAUGUGCUAAUAUUUUGAGUUCAAAUAUCUUUUGGGGAGGAUUUGCUGAAAAGUUGCACUUUUGUUACAAUGCUUAAUGCUUGGUACAAGCUUAUGCUGUUUUAAAUUAUUUUAAAAAAUAAAUAAAUACUGUCUGCAAGAAGCCAGCUGGUUUAGAAAAGUUUAGUAUGUGAAGAUAAACUAGAAAUUAUCUUUAUAUUCUAGUAUUUUCAACACUCCAUAAAUUCUAUUACCUAAAUAUUGCCACAUUAUUUUGUGAUCUUAAAAUUCUUACUAAGGAAUAAAAACUUUAAUACAUGAUAUGAAAUUGUCUAAUAAUUAAAAAGGCAUAAUGGAUGCUCCAUUAAUUUUAAAAGAUCUAUGACUAUAGGGAUGAAAGUCAUGCAGGUUCUCAGAUAUAUGACUUUUUGUCAUUGGCUUGCUAUCACACAUUUCCAGUCUCUUGCAAGCCUCCAGGCUCUGGCUGUUUACCUGCUUGUUCCCAACGUAGCUUAAUGAAAAGUGGAAAACCUACCAAU